UCUCUCUCUCCAUCUCACUCUCUCUGUGUGUGUUCUCAGGCCAUGUUCAGUCUGUGCAUGGUGGAGAGUGAGGCGGAUGAGGUGGCGCUUCAGGGAGUUACCAGUGUGGGACUGAAACAUGCACUAGACUUUGCCUACACAGGACAGGAGCUGAACAGUGUUAACUACCUGGACCUGUACCGUGUGGCUGAUCUGUUCCACCUCCCUGCUCUGGAGGAGGCUGUGGUCAGCUUCCUGGUAGAACACCUGUGUGAGCUGCAGCAGAGCCACCAGGAGGAGGUGCUGCUGCUCCCCUACCGCCUCCUCAAGGAGGUGCUGAAGAGCGACCACCUCACCUCCCUCAACGAGGAGGAGAUCUGGCAGCUGGUAGUGUGCUGGUUAGAGCAUGACUGUCGGUACCAGUACACAGAGGACCUGAUACAGCAUGUUCGUUACGGCCUUAUGGAUGUGGCCGCCCUGCACCACGUGGCACAGUGCCACCCGCUGGUCCAGUCCAGUGCCACCGCCGCCACCCUAGUGGACGAGGCUAUAGAGUACCACCGUGCCACCUACGCCCAACCCCUCCGCCAGACCGCCCACACCAAGCCCCGCUUCCAGUCUCUCACCCUCUACAUCGCCGGCGGGCGCAAGCGCGAGGUGAGCCGCGUACGGGAGCUGCGUUACUUCAACCCGGCCGCCCAGGAGAACGUGCGGGUGGCAGGGUGCUCCAACUGGAGCGAGCUGGCGCCCAUGCCCGCCGGGCGCAGCCACCACUGCGUGGCCGUCAUGGGUCACUUCCUGUUUGUGGCGGGUGGCGAGGUGGAGCAUUCCACGGGGAGGACGUGUGCAGUGAGGACCGCCUGUCGGUACGACCCCCGGGGGAACCGCUGGACAGAGAUAGCCUCCAUGAAGGCGUGCAGGGAACACUUUGUCCUGGGGGCUCUGGGCCAGUACCUGUACGCUGUGGGGGGGAGGAAUGAGCUGAGACAGGUGCUGCCCACUGUGGAACGCUACUGUCCCAGGAGGAACAAGUGGACCUUCGUCCAGUCCUUUGACCGCUCGCUGUCCUGCCACGCCGGCUGUGUGGCUGACGACCUGCUCUGGGUCUCAGGUGGAGUCACAAACACAGCUCAGUACCAGAAUAGACUGAUGGUGUACGACCCAGAACAGAACCAGUGGCUGGCCCGCAGUCCCAUGCUGCAGAGGCGAGUGUACCACGUCAUGGCCGUGGUGAGAAGGCAGCUGUAUGUGCUGGGAGGUAAUGACCUGGACUACAACAACGACCGCAUCCUGGUCCGCCACAUCGACUCCUAUGACAUAGACAUGGACCAGUGGACCCGCUGCACCUUCAGCCUACUCACGGGUCAGAACGAGUCUGGCGUGGCAGUCCAUGAUGACCGAAUCUAUGUUGUUGGUGGAUAUUCUAUUUGGACCAAUGAGCCCCUAGCGUGUAUUCAGGUGUUGGACGUGAGCACGGAGGGGAAGGAGGAAGUGUUCUAUGGACCAACUCUACCAUUCGCCUCCAAUGGAAUAGCAACGUGUUUCCUCCCUGCCCCAUACUUCACCUGCCCCAACCUACAGACUCUACAAGUGCCCCAUCACAGGAUAGGAGCUGUCUAACACACUAAUAGAGACUACAGUAAAUGUCUACAUAGAUACAUCAUGCAAACAGCUCAUAAGGACAUACAUACAAUUAUGUAACACAAAAUAAUAGAACCAAAGGUCUACUCCUUUACAACAGCCCCACUCUUCCUCUAAAUGCAUACACACAAUAUCUACACUAAACACACACACACACACACACACACACUAUUGCCACCCAUAUAAGAUUACCCACAUCUUCCCCAGUGUCAGGAUCCCAACCUGCAGGCGUCACUGCCCAUCCUGAGGACUUGACACUACCUAUGAACUGAAAAAAACGUGGCCCUGAAUGGAAAAAGGAGGGUCCUCAAGAGGACAUUGAGGAGGUUCCCUAUUCAUAUCCAGCUACCCUGUAAUGAUAGACUGAUCUUCCAUCAGCUGCAGGCUGGGUGUCAAUUCCAUUUCACUUCAGUCAAUUCAGGAAGUAAACAGAAAUUCCGAUUACAAUUUCUGCUAAUUGAAAAGCAUUGAGAAUAGUAGAUAUUGAUUGGAAUAAUAUAUCCUGAAUUAACAUGGAAUUGACCCCAACUCUGCUCAGAUGACUGGUUGAAUAAAGGGCUGCUCUAGUCAAACUGGUGCAGAACAGAAGAUCGCAAUGCUGGAGCACUCUACGGAGUGAAACGGCUCCCUCUUUUACUAAUGCACUAUAGGGCUAUUGACACUAACUAGCUGUACUUACUUACUACUUACCAUAACCCAUCUACUUCAUACAAAGCCAAUGGACCCAUCCAAGGACAUUUCAGUUGAAACCUGUUGUGUGAACUGUGGACCCAUCUUACUCUUUCUUGAGCGUGUGUUUUCUAUUCAAGCUCAGGAUUUAAGACUGUUUAACAGUUCAAUGAAUGUGUCUGACCCACUGUUUCAUACAGUGCAUAUACUCAACAUACUGUAUGUAGGAGAACCACUGUAUUAUGACAUUUUCAAAACAUCUCGUUUUACUUUGACCAAAAAAUAAGACAAAAGUAAUUCCGUAACUCCACCAGCCUCCAGCAGUGAGGAAGUGUGAGAAAGAGUACUUUAAAAACAUGUCUUAGUUUUCAGAAUAAAGAGGUAUGGUACUGUAUCAAUAAAGCCCAUAAUAAGUUGAAUCGA
This is a messenger RNA of Coregonus clupeaformis (lake whitefish), 2712 nucleotides long. RefSeq names its product kelch-like protein 32. Gene Ontology annotation, molecular function: protein binding. The coding region runs from base 43 to 1599 and encodes 518 amino acids. NCBI's taxonomy places the organism in Eukaryota, Metazoa, Chordata, Actinopteri, Salmoniformes, Salmonidae. The transcript is spliced from 7 exons. The record is from RefSeq and is a predicted model, not a curated record.